AUGGAGAAAAGGGGAAGAGAAUCUCUCAUAUGUGUGGGCUUAUUGUGCCUAAUGGUAACCCUAACAGAGUCCAAGACUGUAACCAUACCAGUAGGAGUGAUUCUGGAUUUGAACUCAUCACUUGGUAACACCACUCUCAACUGCAUCGACCUCGGACUCUUCGACUUCAACUCCACGCAUGGUUCCUACGCGACCAGGCUCCAACUCCAUUUCAGGCAUUCUGGAAACGAUCUCCUCACUGCAGCUAGUGCAGCUUGGAAGCUAAUAAAUAAAAGAAAGGUGCAUGCAAUCCUGGGACCUCAAAACUCAGAGCAAGCAAGGUAUGUUGUAGAAUUUGGUUACAAGACUGAUGUACCAGUGAUUUGGUUUUCUCCAUCUGGUCCAUCUCUGUUGCCACCUCGUACCCGAUUCUUCAUCCACUCCAACUCCACCAGAAGCCAUUGCUCUCAGUUCGAAGCUAUAGCAGCCAUUAUCGAAGCUUAUGAUUGGCAGUCUGUGAUCCCCAUUUAUGAAGAUCCAGAAUUCGGCAACGACCUCAUUCCAUGCCUCUCUUAUGCCCUGCAAGACACGGACACUCGAAUGCCUUACAUAAGUGUCAUCAAUCAAACUUCCACGGAUUCUCAAAUCGCCGAUGAGCUUAACAAGAUAAAAGCCCAGCGAACAUUUGUGUUUGUCGUUCAUAUGUCUCUGGAGCUUUGGUCAAUAUUUGUGGAACAUGCCAAAAAUGCGGACAUGAUGAGCGAAGGAUACGCUUGGAUACUUACGCAAGGCCUGUCUUCUGUGAUGAAUCCCGAAGCUUUAGAUGUCAGAAUGAAAGGCUAUAUGGAUGGGGCUUUGGGUGUGAGGCCAUUCGUGUUAUCCAACUUAACUAAGCGCCUUUCCUUAGUUAGAAAAUUAAAGUCUGAGUACAAUAAAACUCUUUCUCUAAAUGGCUUGUGGGCUUAUGACACUAUCACAGCAUUGGCCAGAGCCGUAGAGAAGGCCGGCUUAGUCAGUUUUAAUGAAAGUGGAGCUGAUCUUCGCAACGAAACAGGCCCAGAACUUCGCGGAGCAAUUCUGGAUACUGAUUUCGUUGGCUUGUCAGGGAAUUUCAAUUUGAGGCAAGAACAACCAGAACAAUCACAUGUUGUGGUAUACAAUGUGCAAGGCCAAAAAGAAAGGACAAUUGGAUAUUGGAGCCCCGAAAAAGGACUUGUUCGAAUGCAAAGUGUACGUGGUGAACCAAUAUGGCCGGGUAACACAAAGGAGAUCCCACCCAAGUUGAAAGUUGGGGUCCCAAAGACGCAUUUUACUGAAUUUGUUGAUGUUAAUGGGAGUGUAGAAGGGCAGCAUGUAUCAGUUGCUGGCUUUGCUGUUGAUGUAUUUAAGCAAGUGGUUGGCCUCUUGCCAUUACCUAUACAUUAUGAGUUUGUGCCUUUGUACAACAGUGAUGGAAAGCUGACUCCCUUCAGCUAUGAUGAUCUUCUCUGCCAAUUCGCAGACAAGAAAGUUGAUGUUGAUGUUAUAAUUGGAGACAUCACAAUUGUAGUGAAUCGCACAGAUUAUGUUGAUUUCACAAUGCCAUAUUUAGAUUCAAGUGUGUCCAUGGUGGUAAAGUUGUAUCAACUUGUUGCUCGUACUGAUCUAUGUGACACUUUGUUGUGUGUGGUGAUUGCAGAUGUUGGGUUUUUGAAAAGUGGCACAUCUAGAGUGCUGGUGAUAGUGGUCAUGUUUAUAUUGACCAUAGCGCUGCAAGUUUAUACAGCAAAUUUAACAUCAAUUUUGGCAGAUAGGACAAAGCCAAAGCCUCCUCCAUGGAAGGACGUGCAAGAGAUUAGAAGGGGCAAUCGGACAGUGGGAUAUCAAAAGGAUUCCUGGAUGAGAGGGUUUCUGAUUGACCAAUUAGGAUUGAAGGAUGAUCAGUUAAGGGCUUUUACAAGCCGUAAAGAGUACAAGGAUGUUUUAUCAAAUGAAGACAAAGAAAAGGGAGGAGUGGAUGCUAUUUUUGAUGAAACUCCUUAUCUCAAGCUCUUCCUUUCCCAAUGCCCUUCUUGCCAAAUGGUAGGACCAAUAUACAAAGCGGGUGGAUUUGCCUUUGUGAGCAUUUCCAAAGAACUCUACCUUGGUCUCGAAUUUUUCAACUGCAAUAUUGGAAGUGACUCAAAAUGUGACGAUGUUUCGUGA
This is a messenger RNA of Neltuma alba, 2163 nucleotides long. RefSeq names its product glutamate receptor 2.7-like. NCBI's taxonomy places the organism in Eukaryota, Viridiplantae, Streptophyta, Magnoliopsida, Fabales, Fabaceae. The record is from RefSeq and is a predicted model, not a curated record. The transcript is spliced from 5 exons. Bases 1 to 2163 code for a protein of 720 amino acids. Gene Ontology annotation, molecular function: ligand-gated monoatomic ion channel activity. Gene Ontology annotation, cellular component: membrane.